This is a messenger RNA of Apus apus (common swift), 1232 nucleotides long. RefSeq names its product TATA-box binding protein associated factor 12 (gene TAF12). Gene Ontology annotation, cellular component: transcription factor TFIID complex; SLIK (SAGA-like) complex; SAGA complex. The record is from RefSeq and is a predicted model, not a curated record. Lineage: Eukaryota; Metazoa; Chordata; Aves; Apodiformes; Apodidae. Gene Ontology annotation, molecular function: TBP-class protein binding; DNA binding; protein heterodimerization activity. The transcript has 7 exons. The coding region runs from base 137 to 775 and encodes 212 amino acids. Gene Ontology annotation, biological process: DNA-templated transcription initiation; RNA polymerase II preinitiation complex assembly.
GGGGGCGCGCGCUGCUGCCGGAAGCGCUGGGAGGCGGCGGCGGAGCCCGGGGCCGUCAUGGGGAGGAAUGGGAAUGAUGUGGAAGAAGAGGAAGCCAGAGUAGGGUAACGCUGCCUGCCGACGGACUGGGAAGGCAAUGGCCUCUCCUCUGGCUGCCCCCACAGUGGUUGCAGAUGUAAUUAAAGAUCUAGACACUCAGAUAGCUUUGAUUGGUUUGGGUCCCCACAACCCCAAGAAGAAGCAGGACCUUGAGAAGCUUUAUGAUCUAAAAGCUAAAGCCCAACAGAUUAUGAACCAGUUUGGCCCUUCCACCUUGAUCAACCUCUCCAACUUCUCCUCGAUCAAGCAGGAGCCCCCCAGCACCCCCCCCCAGAGCUCCAUGGCCAACAGCACCACGGUGGCCAAGAUGCCAGGGACACCCAGUGGAGGAGGACGUCUCAGCCCUGAGAGCAACCAGGUUUUAACCAAGAAGAAGCUGCAGGACCUGGUGCGUGAGGUGGAUCCCAACGAGCAGCUGGAUGAAGAUGUGGAGGAAAUGCUGCUCCAAAUCGCCGAUGACUUCAUCGAGAGCGUGGUCACCGCCGCCUGCCAGCUCGCCCGGCACCGCAAGUCCAGCACCCUGGAGGUCAAGGAUGUGCAGCUGCACCUGGAACGUCAGUGGAACAUGUGGAUCCCGGGCUUUGGUUCUGAAGAAAUCAGGCCCUACAAAAAAGCCUGCACUACAGAAGCUCACAAACAGAGGAUGGCGCUGAUCCGCAAAACCACCAAGAAAUAACCCCUGGGAGGAGGAGCCGGGAGAAGACGGCGCCGCAGGUUGGGACACGUCCCUCUCCACCCAAACCUCCACAACGUCACCACCAUCCAUGGGAUAUUUUUUUUAAUGCUUUACAGAGAAGCAUCUAUUUUUGAUGACCGGUCCAGCAAUAUCUUGACUUUCUGAGGAGAUCUGCCAAAAAAAAACCAUCCUGCCCCCUCUUCCUCAUCCUCCCCCCCCCAAGAACUCAACGUAUCUUCAAACAAAGACUUUUUAUUUGUGACUUGAACGUGGUUUAUUGUAUCAGUGAUUAUCCAAGGGACAGAUCGUGUGUGGGACAGUAUUAGAAGCAUCUGUAGAGGUUUGGUUUUUUUUUGGUUUGGUUCCUCCUUCUUGCUCCAGUACUUUGUAAUGUCAGUGUUUAUAUAAAUACUUGCAUUUGUUUUACAUGAAUAAAGAAAUUAUUAAUCUAAAAGCA